AUGCAACCAAACAAGUUUGCGCGACGAGCAAAGUCACGGCGCCUGGGAACCCUUUAUGUUUGUCUUGUGACAAAGGGUACGAAUGUACAAACUGCAAUCAAUACUACCAAGUGCUGGGGUAACCUGAAGCAACGGGAUCACCCCUCGGUCAAAUUCCAUGUUCUUGUGGACAGCGAGAAUUCUGACUCAUUUUCCCAACUCCCAUCGUAUAUCAAAGUUGACCAGGUACCGAAAGAUGUCCCUGUCAAGAAGGCCAAGUAUAAGGCCCGGGCACAGGAGUACUUCCGAUUGAAGUACAAAUUCUCGAAAGAGGACUGGGUGCUGCAUUUGGACGAGGAGUCGGAGAUGGAUGACCGCGCCUUACAGACGACGUUGGACUUCAUCGAGCGAGGCACGGCAGACCUUGGAAUGGGCACGAUUUACUACACAUCCGCCAACCACUGGAAAAACAUGUUUCUAUCUGCGGCAGAGGUGGCGCGGGUGACUGAAGACUAUGGGAGAUUCCAACUACCUCUGCUGCUCUUCAAUCGUCCCUUUGUAGGCUGGACACAUGGAUCAUGGCUCCUUAUCAAUGGCGCUGUGGAGAAUGCGAUUGGUUGGGACACAGACAAUGUGUGCGAGGACUACUGGUUUGGAUACCAUGCUGCUGCUCGUGGCUACAAAUCGGAAUGGCUUCACGCUAUCUUCCGCGAGCAACCACCGUGCACUUUUAAAGAUUUGUGCAAACAGCGGCGCCGCUGGUUCACAGGGAUUUUCUUCUUCGAAAAGCCCAUUGCGGGGAUUGUGUUGACCCUCGGGAUCUUAGCUGGGCUAGGCAUGUUGAUUUAG
Molecule: messenger RNA, 828 nt
Organism: Penicillium antarcticum
Lineage: Eukaryota; Fungi; Ascomycota; Eurotiomycetes; Eurotiales; Aspergillaceae
Product: glycosyltransferase family 2 protein
Exons: 4
Coding region: 1-828 (275 amino acids)
Cellular component (GO): cytoplasm
Molecular function (GO): beta-1,4-mannosyltransferase activity
Source: RefSeq, a predicted model, not a curated record